GGAAUCCGUGUAACCAGGCUUGGGGUCUGGUCCUUUUUUGGGGCUGCUGUGGGUGGAGGCAGAGGGUGACGAGACCUAGGGGCUAUAAAACUUAACAAACCAGGGAGGGAGAGUGCACCAUCCCAGAGUAAAGGACCCCGGCAAAGCACCGACAGGACUCAGCAAGGUUGACCAUGUGUGACGAGGAGGAAAGCACAGCGCUGGUUUGCGACAACGGCUCCGGACUGUGUAAGGCUGGCUUCGCCGGGGAUGACGCUCCUCGGGCCGUUUUCCCUUCCAUCGUGGGCCGCCCACGGCACCAGGGCGUCAUGGUCGGGAUGGGCCAGAAAGACAGCUAUGUAGGUGACGAGGCUCAGAGCAAGAGAGGUAUCCUAACCUUGAAAUAUCCCAUCGAGCACGGAAUCAUCACAAAUUGGGACGAUAUGGAGAAGAUCUGGCACCAUACUUUCUAUAAUGAGCUUCGAGUGGCUCCCGAAGAACAUCCAACUCUCCUCACCGAGGCUCCCCUCAAUCCCAAAGCCAACCGCGAGAAGAUGACCCAGAUCAUGUUUGAGACAUUUAACGUGCCAGCCAUGUAUGUUGCUAUACAAGCCGUGCUAUCCCUUUACGCCUCCGGCCGUACAACCGGUAUUGUGCUGGACUCCGGAGAUGGUGUCACCCACAACGUGCCAAUCUACGAGGGCUACGCCCUGCCCCAUGCCAUCAUGCGUCUGGACCUGGCUGGCCGCGAUCUCACAGACUACCUCAUGAAAAUCCUCACUGAACGUGGCUAUUCGUUCGUCACUACAGCUGAACGCGAGAUUGUCCGUGACAUUAAAGAGAAACUGUGCUAUGUGGCUCUUGACUUUGAGAAUGAAAUGGCCACUGCGGCCUCCUCUUCCUCUUUGGAGAAAAGUUAUGAGCUGCCCGAUGGCCAGGUCAUCACCAUAGGCAACGAGCGUUUCCGAUGCCCCGAGACUCUCUUCCAACCUUCUUUCAUUGGGAUGGAGUCUGCAGGUAUUCAUGAGACCACAUACAACAGCAUCAUGAAGUGUGAUAUCGACAUCAGGAAGGAUUUGUAUGCCAACAACGUACUGUCUGGAGGUACCACCAUGUACCCUGGUAUCGCUGACCGUAUGCAAAAGGAAAUCACUGCAUUGGCUCCCAGCACCAUGAAAAUCAAGAUAAUUGCUCCUCCCGAGCGCAAGUAUUCAGUCUGGAUCGGUGGCUCCAUUCUGGCCUCACUUUCCACCUUCCAGCAGAUGUGGAUUAGCAAGCCUGAAUAUGACGAGGCUGGUCCAUCUAUUGUACACCGCAAAUGCUUUUAAACUGUUAUCUCUUCUCUCCCCCGCCUCUUUUUUCCUCUCUCUUUCGUAUCUUGUUGCAACAAAAAACUGUGAACGUGCAAUGAGAGAAAAAUACUUCCUACUGUUUUCAUUCCAUUGCUCUAUCACCAGACAUUACCUGUAGCUUUAACUGAAUGAAUGGGAGUUUUUAAAAUAAAGUCAGAAUGUGCUGCCAGUAUUUUCACAAUUGUCUUGUGUUUCCUGAUAUAUAUUUGAUACCUAUUUAUUUAGCUAAUGGCUAACUAGUUUGACAUAAACAAAAAUAAGCAUGCCAGAUAAAAUUUAAACCUAUACCUUGGUUUAUUUAUUUCAAAAUAUCAAUGGUUCUGUGGCACCAUGUUUCAUUUUAAAAUUGCUUUGAACCUUUUGACUUCAGAUUAAAAGGCCUCCCAUUGCUGCACUUAUAAUCUGUCCACAUUUUCCUAUAUUUCCUUUCACUAAGAUGUGUUCUGCUUUUACUUGCUUCGGGGGAUACAGUUAUCUUAAAGUUAUUGCUAUUAAAAAAAUGGUUUCAUAAACUAUUGUAAAAGAUGCUUGUUUAAAGCAGUCCAGUUGGUUUCUGAAUUCAGUUGUGGCCUGUGCUCUUACUGAGUUCUGACAUCCAAGUAAAAAAAUCUAUGAGAAUGUCCCUGAUCAUGUAGAAAUCAGUCUUAUUGAAAAUACUGAUAUUGCUGGUGACCAUCAUUCCUGCAUCAUAAAAACCAAUGCAAUUAACAACAACAGGUUUAUACAUUGUGAUAUGGCCAUAAAUCUGUACCCUUCUACUUUUCUCUCUAUUCUCAUUAUUUUGUAACAAUACUAGGCCAUAUUUCUAAACUCAAAAAAAUUAAGAGAAACACAAGUACCAAAGAGAUUAAUAUUUAUUGGUUUCUGAUUGAAGUGCAGAUUCGAUUUUAUAAACAGUCUUGUGGAUAACUAGCAUUUAUAAUUUCACAUUAUGCCUGUGAAAUAUUUGGUGCAUUUCAAAAAUAAAUAUUAGCGACCGGUAUGCAUUUUUUUGUAACAUGAAUAUACAAAAAGAGCAUUAAAUAAUCCAGUUGGCCAAAACUGGUCAUUGAAAUUUGAAAGCGACAUUUGUGUCCUUACAAUAGAAAUAAUUUAUACCGACUCCAUGUAUGUGGUAGUCUCACAUUGUCACCUCAUGUCCAAGAUGAUUAUAUUCAUAUCUUUUAUAAUAAUGUGUUUGCAAGUCUGUAAAAGAAUCAGACAUAAGUUUGACAUUUAUUGUUCCAUUCACAGAGUACUGUAUUAAACAAGCAAGCCUCAUAUGCAAUCCUC
Pristis pectinata (smalltooth sawfish) is the source of this 2603-nucleotide messenger RNA. RefSeq names its product actin alpha 2, smooth muscle (gene acta2). The record is from RefSeq and is a predicted model, not a curated record. NCBI's taxonomy places the organism in Eukaryota, Metazoa, Chordata, Chondrichthyes, Rhinopristiformes, Pristidae. The coding region runs from base 174 to 1307 and encodes 377 amino acids. The transcript is spliced from 9 exons.